AUGUGCGUGAUUCUCCACGCUACCGGCGAGGCCUCGCGCACAAUCCAAGCCGGUCAGGCCGUCACAUGGAUCUCCGUGGGGUCCCACAAUGUGGUGAGCGGCGCGAACCGCAUCGCCGAUGGGCGCUUCCGGUCGGAGUGGCUCUCCAACGGCGACACCUUCUCCCACACCUUUGACGAGCCCGGAGAGUAUGACUACUUUUGCGAGCCUCACGCCAACAUGAAUGCGAGGAUCACGGUGCUCGGUGACUCGCCGGCUGCAUUGUGUAAGCCAGUUUGCGCCACUAACUCGAGGACCUGGAAAAACAAGUGCGCCUGGCUCAACGGAGCAUGCAUAGGCUGCUCCGAAUGCCUCACGUCGGCGGCGACGCUAUCAUCCUCGCCGUCGCCGCCGUCGCCACCACCCGCCCCGCUGCUCGACUUGGACGCAGUCGAGGACGCCGUGGUGGCAUCGCUGUCUCGCAGCCUUGAGGAGGGAGGAGUGAGCAUCACUCUCCAGCAGACGACGAUGGAGGACCUCGGCGGCCGCUCAGCGCGGGCGACCAUCGUGCAGGACGGAGCCGUCGCGCCGACCGCGGAGCAAAUAUGCGGCGCGGCCCUCAAGCCGCUCUUCCUCGAGGUUCUGGCGGACGAGCUCGGCAUGGCGGUCAAUUUUGCUGCGAAGCCUGCGGUGACCAUUGUCAUCGAGGAGGAGGCGCCGAGGGUAGCCGCGGAGAUCCCGCCAUUUUGA
Emiliania huxleyi CCMP1516 is the source of this 729-nucleotide messenger RNA. RefSeq lists its product as hypothetical. The transcript is spliced from 2 exons. Lineage: Eukaryota; Haptophyta; Isochrysidales; Noelaerhabdaceae. The record is from RefSeq and is a predicted model, not a curated record. Gene Ontology annotation, molecular function: electron transfer activity; copper ion binding. Bases 1 to 729 code for a protein of 242 amino acids.